AUUCUCUUAUUUGAUGUUAAAGAAAUUAGAUGGUAAAUUAACAUUCCUAUACUUGGAAUAUUCGUCAGUUUUAUUUCAUAUUUCUACUUUCUUUCAAAACUUUUAUUAUGGAAAAUCCAGUACAUAUAGAAAAGUUGAAAAGGCUAAGAAACCCCGUGUACUCAGCAUCAGCAAUUACUAAUAUUUGGCUAACCUUUUUGUAUUUUUACCCCACUCAUAUACCCCCUCAUUAUUUGUUUUUGUUUGUUUUGAGAUGGAGUCUUGAUGCCACGCCCAGGCUGCAGUAGAGUGCAGUGAUCUCAGCUCACUGCAACCUCCGCUUCCCAGGUUCAAGCGAUUCUCCUGCCUCGGCCCUGAGUAGGUGGGACUACAGGCCUGCGUCACCAUGCCCAGCUAAUUUUUGUAUUUUUAGUGGAGACAGGGUUUCACCAUGUUGGCCAGGCAGGUCUGGAACUCCUGACCUCAAGCGAUCUGCCCACCUCGGCCUCCGAAAGUGUUGAGAUUACAGGUGUGAGCCACCUCGCCCAGCUACCACCUCAUUAUUUGGAAGCAAAAUGAAAAUUUAUGUUUCAUCUAUAAAUAUUUCAGCAUGUAUAUAAAAGAAUUUGGUUUGCGUUUCUUUUUUUUUUUUUGAGACGGAGUUUUGCUCUUUUUGUCCAGACUGGAGUGCAGUGGCCUGAUCUCAGCUCACUGCAACCUCCACCUCCCGGGUUUAAGUGAUUUUUCCUGCCUCAGGCCUCCCGUGGAGCUGAGAUUACAGGUGCCACCAUGCCCGGUUAAUUUUUUGUGUUUUUAGUAGAGACAGAGUUUCAUCAUGUUGGCCAGGUUGGUCUUGAACUCCUGACCUCAGGUGAUCCACCCACCUCAGCCUCCUAAAGUGCAGGGAUUAUAGGCAUGAGCCACUGCACCUGGCCUGGUUUGCUUUUUAAAAAAAAAAUUUUUUUUUUUUUUUUUGAGCUGGAGUCUCACUCUGUCGCCAAGGCUGGAGUGCAGUGGCGCAAUCUUGACUCACUGCAACCUCCGCCUCCUGGGUUCAAGUGAUUCUUCUGCCUCAGCCUACUGAGCAGCUGGGACUAUGGGCGCGCCAUCACACCCAGCUGAUUUUUGUAUUCUUAGUAGAGACGGGGUGUCACCAUAUUGACCAGUCUGGUCUCGAACUCUUGACCUCAUGAUCCACUUGCCUCCGCCUCCCAAGGUGCUGGGAUUACAUACGUGAGCCAUCACACCUGGCCGAGUUUGGUGUUCUUAAAUUUAUUCAUUUCCCUCAUUAACUUUUUUUUUUUUUUUUUGAGACAAGGUCUGGCUCUGUCACCCAGGUUGGAGUGCAGUGGUGCGAUUGCGGCUCACUGCAAUCUUUGCUUCCCAGACUCAAUCCAGCCGCCCACCUCAGCCUCCUGUGUUGCUUAGACUAUAGGCAUGCCCCACCAUGCCCAGCUAAUUUUUGUAUGUUUUGUAGAGACGGGAUUUUGCCAUGUUGCCCAGGCUGGUCGCAAACUGCUGGACUCAAGUGAUCCAGUCAGCAUUUUUUUUUUUUUUUUAGUAAAAAAAUAGAAACAGGGUCUUGCUAUGUUGCCCAGGCUAGUCCUGAACUCCUGGGCUCAAACCAUCCUCCUACCUCCGUCUCCCCAAGUGCUAGGAUUACAGGCAUGACCCACCAUGCCCGGCCAGCAUAACGUUGUUUAACAGUGUAUUUGAAUCAAGAUGCAAAUAGUGAUCCCAUCACGUGUACCUAGCUAACAGUCUUCAUUCCUCUCUUCUUUGCCACUCUCCUCAAGCCCCUUAUUUCCUUUUCCCUUUUCUCAUUUCAACUGAAGACCUUUGUACCAGUUCUGGAGCUGUUAAUCACUGACAGUUGGGAACUGCUACUUUUUGUCCUAUUUAAACUUAAUGCAUCUGUACACAGCCAUAUUUCUUCCCCUCUUUCUUAGAGCAGAGUGUCUUCCCUCUUGUCCAAGAUUAACUCAACCACCUGGGUGCUGUGUGUACCACAUAUGUUCUGCCUUUUUAGGGACUGUGCCGUCAGAUCCAUCCACGUUCGCCUCUUUCCCUUAUCCCUCGUUUUUUUUUGUUUUUUUUUUUUGUUUUGAGAUGGCGUUUCACUGUUGUCGCCCAGGCUGGAGAGCAACAGUGCAAUUUUUGCUCACUGCAACCUCCGCCUCUGGGUUCAAGCGAUUCUCCUGCCUCAGCCUCCUGAGUAGCUGGGAUUACAGGCGCCCACCACCACACCCAGCUAAUUUUUGUAUUUUUUUGGUAGAGAUGGGGUUUCACCAUGUUGGCCAGGCUGGCCUUGAACUCCUGACCUCAGGUGAUCCACCCGCCUUGGCCUCCCAAAGUGCUGGGAUUACAGGCGUGAGCCACCGCGCCUGGCCCUUAUCCCUCUUUCUGCUAAUAUAGACGUGCUCACGAUUCUAAUCUUUAAAAAGGACAUUCCCCCUAACCGCCAAAAAAAAAAACCCAUGUAAUUGCAUGUCUCUGUUUGCUACCAUUCCCACAGUCCUUCCCUUCAGUCUAGCUUUUAAGAAAAGUAGUCUGUUCUUGUACUCUCUCCCUUCUCUUGAUCUGUUCACCCUUCCACGCACUUGGAUUCUGGUGGUGGUGGGUUUUAUUCUCCGUCCUGACUGUGCCACUGAAGCAGUGCCCACUGAGGCCACCCUGACCUCUCAUAUGUAAUGGGCAGUGCAGCUUUUGUCUUAUGAGUCCUCUGUUACCUUUCACGUGGCUGCUUUUCUUGUUGAAGCUACCGGAUUCUCUGAGAGAAAUCUCUUCUGAUUGUCCUCUUGCCAAUUCUUUCUUAGUGUUACUGUGGUAUCUUUUCCUCUGACUACUCUUUAAAUGUGCAUUUCCCUCAGGGGUCUCAUUCUUGGUCAUGUUCUUGUGACCCUUUGUCACCCUUUGUUGGGGGCAGUAUCUCUUGUGCCCACCGUGAUCUCUCUCCUGAUCUCCAGACAUGUAUGUUUGUUUGCCUCCUGGCAUUUGCACCUCUUUAUUCCAUAUGUACCACCAGGUAAGAAUGCUCCACUGGGAGCUCAUCAUUCUCAUCAGUCCUGUUCCUUGGCAUGAGCGCUACCACUAGCCUUCUAGUUGCCUAAGUUAGUGGCCCGAGAGUCAUCCUGUCUUCUUUCCUCUCCUUGCUUAGCUAAUCAGUUGCCGAGUCCUGAUGAUGCUGUUUUUUAAUUAUCUCUUUAAUCUGCCUUUUCGUCUUCACCUCCUUCCCUGCUCUGGUCAGUCUGGUCAGUCUUCUCAGAUACACACUGUUGUAACCAUCUCCUUACUGGUCUCCCUUCUCCAACCUUAUCCUCUUUCUAAUUAUCUUCCACUCUUCUGCCCAGAUGAUCUUUUUUAGAUGCUCUCAAAGUCUUCAGUGUCUCCUCAUCUUCAGUAGGAUAAAAUCUAAGCACUUUCGUGUAACACUGAAGGUCUCUCCUGACCUGGUUCCCACCUUACUGUACUGUCUCGUUUCCUUUCACACCUGCUAGGUACUUUAUAUACUGUAGUGAGCAAAACACUAGACAUGGACCCUGUCCUCAGGGGAGGAGUAAUAGCAGUCAGCUUUUAUUGGACUAUGUGCCAGACACUGAUUUCCUCCUCUGAGAAGCCUUUCUCGUUUAUGUUUGCAUACCAUGUAUUAUAGCUGUUACCAUUUUAUUGUGAACUUGGUCUGUCUCUUCACUGCACUGUUGGAGGCCUUUGAUUGUUUCUUUAUCUUUGUAUCCUCAGAGCCUAGAACUGAGUAGGAACCCGGUAAGUAUUUGCUGAUGAGUGAGUCAUUUUUAUGAUUCUUAUUAGCUCUUCUCUUCCCUCACUCCUUAAUAUCCUUUAGUUCUCCUUUCAGAUUGAUGCUCAGACCUUGCUUAUCCAUAUCCAGCAAUACUUUAUAUUGUAUUUACCGUUUCACAAUUUACUUUUGGGAAAGCGCUCUAGCGAGUGCUGAUUUAGAAGAAGAAAUUCACCAGAAACAAGGGCAGAAAAGGAAAAAUUCUCAACCUGGUGUUAAAGUAGCAGAUAGAAAAAUACUUGAUGACACAGAAGACACAGUUGUCAGUCAAAGAAAGAAAAUUCAAAUCAACCAAGAAGAAGAGAGAUUAAAGAAUGAGAGAACUGUGUUUGUUGGGAAUUUGCCUGUUACAUGUAAUAAGAAGAAGCUGAAGUCGUUUUUUAAAGAGUAUGGACAAAUAGAAUCUGUACGAUUUCGUUCUCUGAUUCCAGCAGAGGGAACGCUAUCCAAAAAGUUGGCAGCAAUAAAACGUAAAAUUCAUCCUGAUCAGAAAAAUAUUAAUGCCUAUGUUGUGUUUAAGGAGGAGAGUGCUGCCACGCAAGCAUUGAAAAGAAAUGGGGCCCAGAUUGCAGAUGGAUUUCGUAUUAGAGUUGAUCUCGCAUCUGAGACCUCAUCUAGAGACAAGAGAUCGGUUUUUGUGGGGAAUCUCCCUUAUAAAGUUGAAGAAUCUGCCAUUGAGAAGCACUUUCUGGACUGUGGAAGUAUCAUGGCCGUGAGGAUUGUGAGAGACAAAAUGACAGGCAUCGGCAAAGGGUUUGGCUAUGUGCUCUUUGAGAAUACAGAUUCUGUUCAUCUUGCUCUGAAAUUAAAUAAUUCUGAACUCAUGGGGAGAAAACUCAGAGUCAUGCGUUCUGUUAAUAAAGAAAAAUUUAAACAACAAAAUUCAAAUCCACGAUUGAAGAAUGUCAGUAAACCUAAGCAGGGACUUAAUUUUACUUCCAAAACUGCAGAAGGACAUCCUAAAAGCUUAUUUAUUGGAGAAAAAGCUGUUCUCCUUAAAACGAAGAAGAAAGGACAGAAGAAAAGUGGACGCCCUAAGAAACAGAGAAAACAGAAAUAACAACCAGGAACUGCUUUUUCUUUUCCUGCUGAGUACUGCUAAUAAAAGUGCUAUUAUCUGCUGAUAGCAUCGUCUGCUAUUCAUGUGUUGAGUUUUAUACUUCUUUAUGGAUGGUGUAUGUGAAAUGUGGAGACUUCCACAUUCUCAGUUUAUUCACAUUGUGAUACUACCUUUGAAGGUUUUUUUGUUUUUGUUUUGUUUUUUGAGAUGGAGUUUGGCUGUUGUCUCCCAGGCUGGAGUGCAGUGGCGUGAUCUUGGCUCACUGCAACCUCUGCCUUCUGGGUUCAAGCGCUUCUCCUGCCUCAGCCUCCCAAGUAGCUGGGAUUACAGGCGCCUGCCACCACGCCUGGCUAAUUUUUUGUAUUUUUAGUAGAGACGGGGUUUCACCAUGUUGGCCAGGCUGGUCUCGAACUCCUGACCUCAGGUGAUCCACCUGCCUUGGCCUCUCAAAGUGCUGGGAUUACAGGCGUGAGUCACUGCACCCAAGCCUCCUUUCUCUUUUGCCUAUUAAACCUCUGCUCUUAACCUUA
This is a messenger RNA of Homo sapiens (human), 5365 nucleotides long. It is a transcript of the gene RBM34, whose product is annotated as RNA binding motif protein 34. Gene Ontology annotation, cellular component: nucleolus. The transcript is spliced from 9 exons. Gene Ontology annotation, molecular function: nucleic acid binding; RNA binding. Bases 3837 to 4835 code for a protein of 332 amino acids. Lineage: Eukaryota; Metazoa; Chordata; Mammalia; Primates; Hominidae. The record is from RefSeq and is a predicted model, not a curated record.